AUGGCUUCCCGAUUGUUGACCACGACAUUGUUGCGUGUUGCUCGUCAGCAACCCAUGGCUACAUUGAAGCCUGCAUUCCACACCACCACUCGUCGUGCCUUGGCCAUGAGCGCACCUCGCAUGCAAGCCAGCCCCAAGGCCGACCCCAGCUACAAGUCAGGCAACGACGCACUGCACGAAUAUGGUCAAUACCUUAUCUCUGCCAUGCCCAAGUAUAUCCAACAAUUCAGCGUGUACAAGGACGAAUUGACAGUCUAUGUGGCACCUUCAGCUUUGGAACCUGUCAUGCUAUUCUUGCGAGAUCAUACCAACUGCCAAUUCAAAUCAGUGCAGGAUAUCACGGGUGUCGACUAUCCUUCGCGUGAACACCGUUUCGAAGUCGUCUACAAUAUGCUCAGCAUGCGUUACAAUGCUCGUAUUCGUGUCAAGACCUACGCUAGCGAAACGUCACCUGUGCCAUCCAUGGUCCCCCACUUUAGCGUUGCCAACUGGCAAGAACGUGAAGUCUAUGACAUGUUUGGCGUCUUUUUCGUGGGCCAUCCCGAUCUUCGUCGUAUCUUGACCGAUUAUGGUUUCGAAGGCUAUCCUUUGCGUAAAGAUUUCCCUCUCACCGGCUAUGUCGAAUUACGCUAUGAUGAAGAAAAGAAGCGUGUUGUCCAAGAACCACUUGAAUUGGCUCAGGCAUUCCGAAACUUUGAAGGUGCCUUGUCUCCUUGGGAAGCAAAUGGCCCUGGUCGUGAUGAUACUCCUGUCAAGAAUAUCGAGGAUGAAAAGAAAUAG
Lichtheimia ornata is the source of this 780-nucleotide messenger RNA. RefSeq lists its product as uncharacterized. The transcript is spliced from 4 exons. Gene Ontology annotation, molecular function: NADH dehydrogenase (ubiquinone) activity. Lineage: Eukaryota; Fungi; Mucoromycota; Mucoromycetes; Mucorales; Lichtheimiaceae. The record is from RefSeq and is a predicted model, not a curated record. Bases 1 to 780 code for a protein of 259 amino acids.